CUGUCACGUCCCUUGCUCUAGGAGAACUGCGGGGCCCCGUGGGAGGCCACAGCCUCCCCGCAAAACGCGGCCUUUCCUGACGUAACUCUGAGGUGAUUUCUCUCCUCUUUUUUCUCUCCACCAGCGGCUUGCGGGCUCCGAGCGCUUCUGCGCGUGCGCCGGGCUCGGCGCUCACCGAGCAUGCCCCGGGCCCCCACGUAGCCGCUUGUGCCUUCACAGUGCGCAUGCUCCUUGCCCGCACUUGGCCUCGCCCUCGCUACUGCGCACGCUCCGUCCCUCACUGGGCUUCCCUCGCCCGGUCAGGUGCCCCUGGGGGUGGGCGCCGCCGGUCUCGCUCGGCGCGCGCCCUGCACGAACGGUCGGGAUGCCUCCGGCCAGGGCGCGUGCUCGCCUCCCGGGCAGAGGUGGGGACCGGCCGGUGUGCGCGGGAGCUGGGGGCGGUGGGAUCCCCCACCUGCUGCCACUCGACCCCGCCUGGCGGCCGCCGGCGCAAACGACCAAUAACCGGAGUUAACUGGGCUUUCCCGCCCCGCCUCCUGGCCGGUCCUCCGCCGGACCCCGGGACUCGAGUGCGCCCCUUUUCCUCCAGAUCACUGGGAGACCUGCUGCUUUGGCUCCACGCCCGCCGCAGAGCACAGCGCCUCCGUGGACGCAGCUUUCCUGCUGGGCUCUGGGUGGUUCCCCACUUGGGAAAGUCCGAGAUCUGCGGCCAGAGGCGGUGGGGAGGGCGGUCCAGACCCGGGGAUCUGCAGACCCCGGCCCAGAGGCUCCCGCUGGCUGGCCGGAGGCCCCGUGGUCUUGUCAUGGGUUCUCACCGCCCAGACCACUGCAAAGAUCGUGGCUUUGAGCAUGGGGGAGCCCUCGGUCGCGGCCCUGCGCCCCGGCUGCUGUGCACUCCAGCCACAGGGCUGCGUGGCUUUGGAGAAGGCCACUCAGCAGCACGUGUGGAGUGGGGGGAUCAUAGAGACAGGGUCUCCUGCGGGAUUCCCCGACAGUGGGAGAUGGGGGAGAUGGUAGACCCCGCACAGCGUGGCAGCCUGGGGUGUUUUAGUGCAAGAGCUCACAGCGCUGCUCACCUCUGGCAUCCGAGGGUGUCAGGGUAUUACAGCAUAGUCCAGUGAUUGUUCAUAACGAUGACCCUGAGUCAUCAGUAAGAGAGCCUGCAUUAGGUUCUGCGUACCUUGUGUGAGAAGGCAAGAAAGUGGGUUAAUCCAUUUAGAAAGAUUUCUCCUUGACAAUUGUAUUUAAAAACUUUUUCCCUCUGAUGCUUGGAGUAAAUCCCUCAUCUGCCUCUAAUGACUAAUAGUCCUUACGUUUGAAUUUAAAUGUCCCUAAAUAGUGGUGUUAAAAAGAAAGUAGAAAUUUGGGGCAUUGGUUUACUUAAAAGUAACUUGAUGUUUAAUUCAUUUUUCCUUUUAACAGUAUUUAUUGAAUGUAUAGUGUGCUUCAUUCUGUGGAUGUAAAAGUUGAAAAGGAUCUUGCCCUGAGGAACUUACAGGCGGUUUAUGGCAGGAGAUAUUAGGUGUGUGAGGAACGAGGGCUGAGUCCUGGAGGGCAUCUCUGGAUGAGGAGGAGAUGACGAGGACAGUUGUAGUGGGUGCCAGAGCCAAGGGGGAUGUGGAGAGCGGAUUCCAGAGCUGUUUGUGAGGUUUGACAGGUUGUGGUGACUGGCUGGAAAGGAAAGAAAAGAGGUUUCUGGUUUGGGAGACUGGUGUUGGCAAGACCCCAAACUAAAUAGGGAAUAUGUGAGGACAGGCAGAUGUGGGGGCCAGGACGAGGGGCGUGGGUCAUAACACCAUCCUGCACAUGUGGAUAUGCUGUGAUGGAAGUGUUCAUUGCACACCUGAGAGGCUGGAGUCCCAACGAAGAAGUCUGAGCAGAGAUAUAGAUUUGGGAGUCAUCAUCCAGAAGUCGUUAAAGCCCCAAGAGCUCGUAGAAAAAGCAAAGGAAGCGGCCACGUGCUGAGCUCUGGAACAGUCGCUGGAACGAUAAAGGAAACAGCAUGAAAUAGAAACAGCUCAGGCAGAGUUUGGGAAGAUAUUUGUGUGCAAGGAUCCAAGUGAUAAGCCCAAGCAAUGGAGGGAUUACUGCAUUACAUCAACCCAGCACACGCCAUUUCUCUCCUGAGUGCCCUCAACGAGGAGCGCCUCAAAGGACAGCUGUGUGACGUGCUUUUGAUCGUUGGAGACCAGAAAUUUCGAGCUCAUAAAAAUGUCUUGGCUGCCAGCAGUGAAUACUUUCAGAGUUUAUUCACAAAUAGGGAGAAUGAGUCACAAACUGUAUUUCAGCUUGACUUUUGUGAACCAGAUGCUUUUGAUAAUGUUUUGAACUACAUUUAUUCUUCAUCUUUAUUUGUCGAGAAAAGCAGCCUUGCUGCUGUGCAAGAACUAGGCUACAGCCUUGGGAUUUCCUUUCUGACUAACAUCGUUUCUAAAACACCUCAAGCCCCCUUUCCAACGUGUCCCAACAGAAAAAAAGUGUUCCUAGAAGAUGAUGAAAACAGUUCUCAAAAGAGAAGUGUCAUUGUUUGUCAAAGUAGAAACGAAGCACAAGGAAAAACUAUUGGUCAGAAUCCAUCUGAUCCAAGCCAUACCUCCUGGCCCGCACCUAACCUUGCCGUCAAGACCAACACCAGUAAGCCACAUGUUUCCAAACCAGUUGAACCCCUUCACAAUUUGUCCUUAACGGAAAAGAGUUGGCCGAAAGAUAGUUCUGUGGGAUAUGCAAAGUCUCUUGAGCACUCUGGUGCUCCUAAUGAUGAUCCUAAUAGAAGCAGUUUGGUGAAAAGGAACGCGGUGCUGCCUUCAAAGCCCCUGCAAGACAGAGAGGCGGUGGAUGACAAACCAGGGGUGAGUGGUCAGCUUCCCAGAGGAAAAGCCAUAGAGCUGGCUUUGAAAAGACCACGGCCACCUGUUUUGUCUCUUCAAAGCUCAUCAGAGACUCCCUAUCUAUUGAAAGAAAUGAACAAAGGAAGUGGUCCAGGCGAAGAUAGAAACUUGUUGUACUAUUCAAAGUUGGGGUUAGUGAUCCCCUCCAGUGGAUCUGGUUCUGGAAACCAAAGCAUCGACAGAAGCGGCCCUCUUGUUAAGAGUCUCCUCAGGCGGUCAUUGUCGAUGGACAGCCAGGUUCCUGUCUACUCACCCUCAAUAGAUUUGAAAUCUUCCCAGGGCUCAUCUUCAGUGUCAAGCGAUGCACCAGGGAAUGUGUUUUGUGCUUUAUCUCAAAAGUCAUCUUUAAAAGAUUGUAGUGAAAAAUCAGCCCUCGAUGACCGGACCCCAGUCCCACAGCCACACCGCCUCAGGUCCUUCAGUGCCUCUCAGUCGACAGAGAGGGAGGGUGCCCCGCCUGUCACCGAGGUUCGGAUCAAGACGGAGCCCCGCAGCCCGCUGUCAGAUCCCUCCGACAUCAUCCGAGUCACCGUGGGAGACGCCGCGGCGGCAUCCUCCGUUACGAGAGACCUUUCUCUGAAAACGGAAGACGACCAAAAAGACAUGAGCAGGCUCCCAGCAAAAAGGAGGUUCCAGGCAGACCGAAGACUGCCGUUUAAGAAGCUCAAAGUGGAUGAGCACGGGUCUCCCGUAUCAGAAGACAAUUGUGAGGAGGGCUCAAGCCCCACUCUCCUCAAUGCAGAUUUUCCAGAUUCUGACUUGAAUAAAGAUGAAUUUGGUGAGUUUGAGGGAACAAGACCAAACAAAAAAUUUAAAUGCAAACAUUGCCUUAAGAUCUUUAGAUCAACAGCAGGUCUUCACCGUCACAUUAACAUGUACCAUAACCCAGAAAAGCCCUAUGCUUGUGACAUCUGUCACAAGCGGUUUCACACCAACUUCAAAGUGUGGACACACUGUCAGACCCAGCACGGCAUAGUGAAGAACCCGUCACCAGCCUCUAGUUCACAUGCCGUUUUGGAUGAAAAGUUCCAAAGAAAGCUGAUUGACAUAGUGAGAGAGAGAGAGAUUAAGAAAGCCCUCAUCAUUAAGUUAAGGCGCAGCAAGCCUGGCUUUCAGGGACAGAGUAGUUCCCCAGCACAAGCCAUCAAGCGGAACCUGAGGUCGCGAGCCAAAGGAGCGUACAUUUGUACUUACUGUGGAAAAGCCUAUCGUUUUCUCUCGCAGUUCAAACAGCACGUAAAAAUGCACCCGGGAGAAAAACCCAUUGGAGUCAAUAAAGUUGCUAAGCCAAAAGAGCACGUUCCUCUUGCAAGUCCAGUAGAAAACAAGGAGGUUUACCAGUGCCGCCUCUGUAACGCUGAGCUCUCUUCUCUUCUAGAACAAGGCAACCACGAGCGAUUAUGCCGCAACGCCACCGUUUGCCCUUACUGCAGCCUUAGGUUUUUCUCGCCCGAGCUGAAGCACGAGCACGAGAGCAAGUGUGAGUACAAGAAGCUGACGUGCCUGGAGUGCAUGCGCACCUUCAAGUCCUCCUUCAGCAUCUGGCGGCACCAAGUCGAAGUCCACAAUCAGAACACCAUGGCACCGGCCGAAAACUUCUCUUUACCCAUCCUGGACCACAAUGGUGAAGUCACUGGUUCUUCCAGGCCCCAGGCCCAGCCCGAGCCUCACAAAACAAACCACAUGGUCACGGCAAAAGACGACAGUGUCUUCAGUGAUUGUUCCGAGCAAGUGAACUUCGAUUCGGAAGAUUCCUCCUGUCUCCCUGAAGACCUUAGCCUUUCGAAGCAACUGAAAAUCCAGGUCAAAGAGGAGCCCGUAGAGGAGGCUGAGGAAGAGGCACCUGAGGCCAGCGCAGCCCCCAAAGAAGCAGGUUCCAGCAAGGACCCCGGCCUGUGGCCCUGUGAGAAAUGUGGCAAGACGUUCACAGCGCACAAGCAGCUGGAGCGGCACCAGGAGCUUCUGUGUUCCGUGAAACCCUUUAUCUGUCACGUUUGCAACAAAGCUUUCCGCACCAAUUUCCGGCUGUGGAGUCACUUCCAGUCCCACACACAUAUGUCUCAGGCCUCAGAGGACUCGCAUAAAGAAUCGGAAGUGUGCCCUGUUCCCACAAACUCGCCGUCGCCGCCGCCUCUGCCCCCGCCACCACCGCUGCCCAAGAUCCAGCCCCUGGAGCCUGACAGUCCAACGGGCCUGUCAGAGAGCCCGGCCCCCGCCUCGGAGAAGCUGUUCGCACCCCAGGAAUCAGACACGCUGUUUUACCAUGCCCCACCCCUGUCGGCCAUCACCUUUAAAAGACAGUUCAUGUGUAAGCUCUGCCAUAGGACCUUCAAGACUGCCUUCAGUCUUUGGAGUCACGAACAAACCCACAAUUAAGACCGCCCCUUUUCACCUGUUAUGAAAGGGGAGACGGCCUCCAGAUUGCAACCUGAAUUGUGAAACGUGUCAUAAGAAACAAAAUAUUUUUUAAAAAUAAUAAAGGUUGGAAAUUGUGCUUGAAUAUAAGUUUGAGGUAAUCUGAUAUUAAUUAGUAAUGUCCUUACUCAACUUAGAAAAACUCUAAGAAAUAUUGUGCUUCUGGACCUUAUCAUCACAGGAUGGUUUGACUUCAUUGCUGUUGGCAUUUGGUUGACCUUGGUUGUUUGCAUGGUUCCUCAUCCACGGUGUCAGUAUAAUCUUUCAAGUGAGGUUGUUUUGGUUUUUUACUGAUUUGCAAUUAGUGAAAUACUAUUCAAGUAUUUCUUCUUUUGAUUAUAUCAGACACCUAAGUUCUAGUUAAAUCUUAGCCAUGUUCUUAAGUCCCAAAUGUAUCAGGAAGAAGUGGAGUAGUUUGCAGUAUUGAUUUAGAUCUUAGAAUACUUUUUAGCAAUAAAAAAAAUGAUAAACCUCAACUUUCAUAAGUUAUCCUGACACUUGAUAAAAAUAAAUAUUUGGUAUUUUGUGGUCACGUAGAACUUUUUUUUGUAUGAAAAUUGUGAGAAAUUUAAAUCAGCAAUAGUAAUACGUAAAUUUUUAUAAAAUAACUUGCUCUUGGGUCAUUUAAUAUAAUUAAUGGUGGAAGACUUGGGAAAUGAAAAGAUUAAGAUUUCCGGAAGGCCUCCUGGUCAGUUUACAAAAGCUUCAGUGGCCACAGGCAUUGUGAUCAAAACCACUGGUUGUGCUGUGUGUACCCGUCACGGUUCUAAACUCAGACCAGCGUUCGAAAGGCUGCACACGUGUGAUAUCCUCUGAUUUAUGCUGUCACAAAUUGAAAAUCUGAGUGUAUUUGGGACAAAGAACAAAGAUAACACACAGCACUUGUUUCUAAUUUAACAACAUUAGUGUAACAAAUAAGGUCGGACAUAUAUUUACAUAGCCCCCAGACCCGUGGAGUCAGUCGAGCAGUUCUCGGUUCCAAAUUACUGCUGACUUGAGGAACUUGAAGCAGAGGGAGAAACACCGCACUGCAGUCUCCACAGGCUGUUCCAGAGUAAUAGAUAGAAUACACAAUUUCCUGCCUCCCUGUCUUGUGAUGGUUUCCGUUAGCAUUUGUUAGAGUUUAUCAUGGUAAAACAUCUGUAGUGAAGCCAUUCUGCUUUUAAGUCACAGCUUAAUAUUUCAUAAAUAUGUGUUAAAGUGCUGACGGGUCCAAAAUUAGUUUCUGCUACUUAUUUUGGUCCGUAGGGUUUGGGCUUCUUUUUCUUUCCUAUUCUGUGGAUUGUCAUUAGAAGCCUUUCAGUAGGUGUUAUCCAAAGUCCAAUGGGGGUGUUCAAAAGGCAAAAUUUUUAUUUUACUUGGAGGGGGUAGAUAUAUAAGAGUAGAAAUGUUAUUGAAACUACAAAAUCCUCUUAAGGUAGUGAUAUGGAUUAAGACUCCAGGUUUAUUCAUUAUUUUUACAAGCUAUCUGUCAAAAAUCAACUGUGACUAAAAAAUAAUUUGCUGAGUACUUAAAUUUGUGCUCUAGCAGAAAAUAGCUCUGUACUCAUCAGUCUCAUUACCCACAUUCCAUACCAGUAGUAGGAAAGAUAUUCUUUUUAUUGAAACCCAAGGAUUUUUGUAAAAUACUAAUUGACUUUGUACAUCAUAGAAAUUUUGCCCUUUCCUUCAUUUGAAAACUAUUAAAAGUCCCAAAAUAUUUAAGUGGUUACUUCAUAUUUUUCUUACUUAAAUUUGAUGGAGAGAGGAAAAUAAGAUUACGUUGCAGUUACUGAUUAUUGCCGUCUUUAUAUUUUCUUGAAGAAAUCUAUGCAUUUUAAAGACAAAACUAAAGCAUAUGAUCUUACGUGAAACAUAAGGAUGGAUUGUUGUUCACUGAAUUCAUUCCCUGUGUAAGGUGGUAUUUCUUACUCUGACCAACCUUGGUAGCUGUCACUUCUUCAAAAUAGACAGUUUCCCUCAGAGAGUAUCUAAUAAUUCCGUGAUGCACAGUAUCUUGGCAUUGUAAAUCCAGUAUCCCAGGACUUGAACCUUUAUGCUACAUUUUUGAAGAUUUUUUAAUAAUGUUAAUUAGAAAAAAAUAUUUUUGACCUAAAUAUAGGCUCUGCAUAUCUGUUAGAUUUUAAAAAUUUUGCCAGUGUUUUGUCUUGUUCAUUCACAUUUUGUCUAGGCAAGGAACAUAAGAUUUCAAAUAAAAUUUUGAACCAAAAACAUUUAUAAUGCAGUUCUGGUUUUUCUAUUACUUUUUAUACUGUACCUGAAAAGCAUUAGGCUGGAAGAGUUUAUUUUGGUGGUCAAAAAAUAAAAUAUGCUUCCACUCCUGUAACUAUUUUAAGUGUUAAGUAAAAUAAUGAAAGACACCUUAAUUGCUUUAUUCAGCAAACAGUUUUUUUAACAACGUUUUUCUCAGCCAGUAGGCAAGUUGUUGCAACUUUCAUUGUUGCAACUCUUUAGCUAGUAAAGAUAUUCUUGUAAAUGUUUUUUCUGAUUGUAAUUGAUUUUUGAAAAGGUAGAAAGCUCAUUAUUCCUUGUAAGUAUUCAGGAUGCCUGCUUUUAUGCAGUUGUGGAAAGAAUGUAAGAUGUUUUAAUAUAUUCUUUGCUAAUCUGAGAAGUUUCUAUUGAAUCAUUUUCUUCAAGUGGGGGAGGGAGGGAGGAACACCAUAAAAUGUGUUUUUAUCAAAGUAAGCAAUGGAGGUAACUGCAUUUUUUUAUAGUAAUAUUUCAAGAUUAAUAGAAUAUUCACCUUCAAAACUAGUUACAGUUAGUAUGCAUUUAUAAUUCUAUCAAAAUAUACAGCUAACAAUUCAACAAUGAUGUUAUUUGCAUUUGUGGGGAGAUGUACGUGGUACUUGGUUUUCUGUUUUGGAAUGGAUCGUAACAGCCUCUUUUUAGACAUAUGCCCCAGCACUUAAUCGGUGGUAAUGUAAUCCACACAACAGCCGUUGAUGCUGAGUGUAGAAACAGAGACAAGAAUAAAAAUGUGCCCUUUCGUGGAAGUGGGGGGGUGUCUCCAUCUACAGGCCAACUGGACAGUCAGGGUGAGUGAGAGACAGGAGAAUUAACUACUCUAAAGUCGGCCUUUGUUCCCACAAGUUGUGUGUGUGUGUGUGUGUGUACAACCAUAAUCUGGAACUUUAGGUAGUAAAAUUAUUUGAAUUUUCUUACUACAAAAAUAAUUAGAUGUCAUUCAUAACAGGUUUCUUUAUAAAUUGCACUAAUUAAUAUUGGAAUAUUGUAAGUCAGUUUUUCUAUUUCUGAUGUUUCAUUGAUGUUUUUUGCAAUAAUUGUGAAAAGCAUUAUUGAUUUAAAUAAUGCUAACAUAUUCUUUAAUAAGUUCUUUAACACUGGCUUUUUUUUAAGUUGUAAAAAUAGGUCUUUCUCUUGUGGCUUUAGCACUUUGAGAAGUUUGAUGUUUGCAUACUUUUUAAUAUGCUCGUUCUGUGCUUCCCAGUGUGUUCUCUAGUGUGUGGUAUUUCCACGGGACUGGGGAGAAAACCAAGCAGUCCACGUCUAGAUUCUGGAGGAGAAAAAAAUAAGUUCAUGUCAGAUUUUCUAAAAAUUCCUUUUAGAGACAAUUGUUUGGGAACCAAAGGAUUUUACUGUAAAUCUUUAAAAUAAUUGAAUUCACUGCUCUUUAGUCAUUAGUGCUGUCCAGAUUUUCCACAAAGUUAUACUUGGUUAAUAUUAAUUUUCAAAAGGUGAUAAUUUCUUAAUGACAUUAAUCCAAGACUGUUUCAAAAGUUUCAUUGAAUAAAUACUUAUUGUUAAAAACAAAUGUGGUUUUAUAACUCUGUAUAUUUUGUUGACAUAUGCCUUAGCAGAGUAAAUCAUUGUUCAAUUUUAUUUAGAAAUAAGCUUUUUUGGACUGAAAAUUCGUAGUAAAAUAGGAUUUCUAUCUAAUGUUAAUCCAUUGCUUAUUUGUAUCCAAUUCUAUUGUCUGUUUACUUUGCUUAAAUCAACUAGGAAUGAUUGGAGUCAAUAAAUUUGUACUGUAUUUUGUUCUGA
Molecule: messenger RNA, 9308 nt
Organism: Diceros bicornis minor
Lineage: Eukaryota; Metazoa; Chordata; Mammalia; Perissodactyla; Rhinocerotidae
Gene: ZBTB21
Product: zinc finger and BTB domain containing 21
Exons: 3
Coding region: 2076-5264 (1062 amino acids)
Biological process (GO): regulation of transcription by RNA polymerase II; negative regulation of DNA-templated transcription
Cellular component (GO): nucleus
Molecular function (GO): protein binding; DNA-binding transcription factor activity, RNA polymerase II-specific; RNA polymerase II cis-regulatory region sequence-specific DNA binding
Source: RefSeq, a predicted model, not a curated record